Messenger RNA from Aphanomyces astaci, 3215 nucleotides. Its product is annotated as calcium-translocating P-type ATPase, PMCA-type. The transcript is spliced from 2 exons. The record is from RefSeq and is a predicted model, not a curated record. Gene Ontology annotation, biological process: calcium ion transmembrane transport. Gene Ontology annotation, cellular component: membrane; intracellular membrane-bounded organelle. Lineage: Eukaryota; Oomycota; Saprolegniomycetes; Saprolegniales; Verrucalvaceae. Gene Ontology annotation, molecular function: P-type calcium transporter activity; ATP binding; ATP hydrolysis activity. The coding region runs from base 60 to 3128 and encodes 1022 amino acids.
GGCAAAAAAGGGGAAAUCUGUGGCGUGCCGCCUUUGCCCCUCACUUCCUUUCACCUACGAUGGCGUUGACGACGCAGGCGCUGAGCAAUCUCGUCGAGACGAAGAAGGAACAUGCCGCCGCGGCCCUUGAAAAGCUCGGAGGUGUAGAGGGCGUGGCCCAUAGCUUGAAUGUGACGUUGGAACAAGGUCUGGACACAAACGAUGCUGCGGACCUCGCCGCCCGCGAAGCCAAGUACGGGAGGAACUACAUCGAGGCCGACAAGCCGCUCACGUUGUUUCAAUUGAUGUGGCAGGCGUUCAAUGACUUGACCAUUAUCGUGUUGACAUGUGCGGGGACGAUUUCCCUCGUCCUCGGGUUCAUUCCCAUGCCCAAAUCGACGUCAACGGCCGGUGGCCACGACGACACGGACUCCACGUGGAUCGAAGGCGCAUCGAUUUUGUUCGCCGUGCUGAUCGUGACCUUUGUCACGGCCAUCAACGACUACCAAAAGGAGCAACAAUUCCGCGCGCUGAAUGCGGUCAAGGAAGACGAGAAGAUCAAAGUCAUUCGCAACGGCGUGCCUGCUGAAGUGAGCAAGUUCAAUUUGGUCGUGGGGGAUAUUGUCCGUGUGGACCUCGGCGACAUCAUCCCUGCAGACGGCUUGGUGUUUGACGAAAGCGACUUGAAGCUGGACGAAAGCGCCAUGACGGGCGAGUCGUUCUUGAUGAAAAAGGACCGCCAAACGGCGCCGUUCCUGCUGUCGGGCACCAAGGUCAUGGAAGGCGUGGGCAAGAUGCUCGUCAUUUGCGUGGGGGAGCACUCCCAGGCGGGUCAAAUCACCCAGUUGAUCGCUGGUCCCGUCGAGCCCGCCACCGACAACGACGAAGACGAAGUCGUUUCGCCGCUCCAAGGCAAGCUGGACAACUUGACCGUGAUGAUUGGAUCCCUUGGCAUGUACACGGCGUUGUUUGUGUUUGUGGCCAUGGUGGUUCGGUUUUCGGUCGUCAAAUUCUGGAUCCAAGGCGAUGCCUGGAGCAACGAGUACCUCAAGGACUACCUCAACCACUUCAUCCUCGGGGUCACGGUGCUCGUGGUGGCCAUCCCGGAAGGCCUGCCGCUGGCUGUGACGAUCGCACUGGCGUUUUCCGUCAAGAAGAUGCUCAAGGACAACAACUUGGUGCGCCACUUGGACGCGUGCGAGACCAUGGGCAGUGCCACCACCAUCUGCUCCGACAAGACCGGUACCCUCACCACCAACCGCAUGACGGUCAUGGAAUCGUUUGUGGGGAAGUCCGCGUUCAUGUCGGCGGCGUCGCUCCGACUCCAAGUUAGCGCUGACACCAAGGAUAUUCUCACCAAGAGCAUCUGCCUCAACUCGACGGCCGAGAUUCUCCCGCCCAAGCAAGUGGGGGGGCAGCCAGAACAUACGGGCAACAAGACCGAAUGUGCGCUGCUCCAAUUUGCCGCCGACCUCGGCGUACAAUACGCCGACGUUCGCAAGGAAAACGCUCUGGUGCGGAUGAUCACAUUCAGCAGCGCCAAGAAGCGCAUGUCCGUGGUCGUGCCGUUGUCCGAUACAAAGGUCCGAGUCUUCACCAAGGGCGCCAGUGAAAUCGUUUUGGGCUUGUGCACGUCGCAGCUCAACUUGGACGGAACCACAUCAUCCUUCUCAACAGCCGAAAAAAACAAGGUCAAUGCAUCCGUGAUUGAAAAGUACGCCAGUCAAGCCUACCGCACGCUGUCGUUGGCGUACCGUGACGUGGACGCCACCGUCGAUGAGAUCAAGGAUGCGUCCCAGUGGUCGGACGACGACAUCGAGCAGGACCUGACGUGCAUUUGCAUCGUCGGGAUCGAAGACCCGGUGCGCGACGAAGUGCCCGAUGCCAUCCGCCAGUGCAACCGAGCCGGCAUCGUCGUACGCAUGGUCACGGGUGACAACAUUGCCACGGCCAAGUCCAUUGCGCUCAAGUGCGGGAUUCUCGCGCCCGGUGACAAGUCCAUCGUCAUGGAAGGCGCGACGUUCCGCGCCCGGGUGCACGACGACAACGGCAACUUCCUUCAGGACGAGUUUGACAAGAUCUGGCCCCAUCUCCGCGUGUUGGCUCGGUCGAGUCCCAAGGACAAGCACACGCUUGUGACAGGGUUGAUUCAGUCUGACGUCAAGACGUACGGGCCCCAGGUGGUGGCCGUGACGGGCGAUGGGACGAACGACGCCCCGGCUUUGAAGAAGGCGGACGUCGGGUUUGCGAUGGGGAUCUGCGGCACGGCGGUGGCCAAGGACGCGUCGGACAUCAUUCUCAUGGACGACAACUUCAGGUCGAUCGUGAAUGCAGUCAAGUGGGGCCGCAACGUAUACGACUCGAUCUCGAAAUUCCUCCAGUUUCAGCUGACCGUCAACUUGGUCGCGAUCACGAUUGCCAUUGUCGGCGCCGUGUUCUUAGAGGAAUCGCCGCUCACGGCCAUUCAGUUGCUGUGGGUCAACUUGAUCAUGGACACAUUUGCAUCGUUGGCGCUGGCCACGGACUCGCCCACGCAGGCCAUGCUCGAGCGCAAGCCGUACCCGCGCACCAAGCCCCUCAUUUCCGAGACCAUGACCAAACACAUUCUCGGCCAAGGCGUGUACCAGCUGACAGUCCUCCUGACCCUGGCAUUUGCAGGGGACUGGAUUCUGGGCAUUCCGUCCGGGCGCAAGGGGGACCGUAUGUCCAACGACCCGUCCGUGCACUACACGCUCAUCUUCAACACGUUUGUGUUCAUGCAAGUGUUCAACGAAAUCAACUCGCGCCGCAUCCACGACGAGCUGAACGUGUUCGAAGGCAUCUUCGCCAACAAACUCUACGUCGGCAUCUCGAUCUUCCAAGUCGUGAUGCAGUAUUUCAUCGUCCAGUUCGGGUCGGUGGUGUUUGGAUGUCACGAGCUGGACGCGACCCAGUGGCUCCUCUGCGUCGGCCUCGGCGCCGUCUCGCUGCCCCUCGGCCUGCUCCUCCGCCUCGUACCCGUGCCCGUGGCGCUGGGCUUUGAGCCGGAAAAUCUGGCCCUUCCCGGCACCGAUGUAUUUUUGCGGGGGGUCACCCGUGUGACUACUCAAAUUCGCGUCGUCAACGCGUUCAAGCGCCCACUGACCAAGCGUCGAAGCUCCCUUGUUUAGCAUCUUACUUAGCUCAAACUUGAAAUGUGUUAUAUGCAUACACCACACAGUCGAGUAAUAUAAAUUGCAAGCUUCGUAUCCUCGCCA